Boleophthalmus pectinirostris (great blue-spotted mudskipper) is the source of this 771-nucleotide messenger RNA. RefSeq names its product engrailed homeobox 2a (gene en2a). Gene Ontology annotation, biological process: regulation of transcription by RNA polymerase II; multicellular organism development; neuron differentiation. The record is from RefSeq and is a predicted model, not a curated record. Gene Ontology annotation, molecular function: DNA-binding transcription factor activity, RNA polymerase II-specific; RNA polymerase II cis-regulatory region sequence-specific DNA binding. NCBI's taxonomy places the organism in Eukaryota, Metazoa, Chordata, Actinopteri, Gobiiformes, Gobiidae. Gene Ontology annotation, cellular component: nucleus.
AUGGAAGAAAAUGAGCACGGCAACAGGGAUGCGGCGGACGAGUCCAACAGAGCCAUACUGCCGCUGCUGCACGCACCGGGCAACCAGCAGGUCCCGCACAGGAUCACCAACUUCUUCAUCGACAACAUUCUACGACCGGAUUUCGGCCGUAAAAAAGAAGCAGCUCCAAACCAUGAAGAAAGUGCGUCACGAGAGAGCAACAACAGCCCUGCUGCCCCUCAGACCGAGCCCGUGGGCAGCACGGUACCGGCAGAGGGGACGUCCACUCCACACGCUGCAAAGAAACCUGCCACACCCGCCGAGGAGCCACUGAAGUCCCGCGGGGAGAGCGGCGAUCAGUGCCUAAGCUCAGACUCUGACAGUUCGCAGGCCAGCUCCAACCCGGCAGCAGCUAAGCCCAUGCUGUGGCCCGCCUGGGUGUACUGCACCCGCUACUCGGACAGGCCUUCUUCAGGGCCAAGAUCUCGCAAACCAAAGAAGAAAUCAACCAGCAAAGAAGACAAGCGACCACGAACGGCCUUCACAGCAGAGCAGCUGCAAAGACUCAAAACGGAGUUUCAGACAAAUCGCUAUCUGACUGAGCAGAGGCGGCAGAACCUGGCACAAGAGCUGGGCCUCAACGAGUCCCAGAUCAAGAUCUGGUUCCAAAACAAGAGGGCCAAAAUCAAGAAGGCCAGCGGCACUAAAAACUCACUGGCCUUACACCUGAUGGCACAGGGACUGUACAAUCAUGCCACUGUCACGAAGGACGAAAAAUCAGACAGCGAUUGA